Messenger RNA from Eucalyptus grandis, 489 nucleotides. RefSeq names its product probable E3 ubiquitin-protein ligase RHA1A. Gene Ontology annotation, biological process: protein ubiquitination. The record is from RefSeq and is a predicted model, not a curated record. Gene Ontology annotation, molecular function: ubiquitin protein ligase activity; zinc ion binding. The coding region runs from base 1 to 489 and encodes 162 amino acids. NCBI's taxonomy places the organism in Eukaryota, Viridiplantae, Streptophyta, Magnoliopsida, Myrtales, Myrtaceae. The transcript has a single exon.
AUGGAUGUCCUGUGCCAACUCAAGCUCGCGCUCGUCACAGCCCUCGCUCAUCUGGGCCUUCUCAAACCACAUGAUCGAGAGGAACGAGAAGAAGAAGAAGGAGAAGAAGGAGAGGAAGGAGAAGUUAUCCCCGACCCCAUUAUCAUAAUGAACGGCUCAUCGCCGUCGUUCGUCCAAGUCCCGGUCCAGACCCUGAUGGCCAUGAUCAAGAGCCGACUCCCCGUCGUCGAGUACGCGACGUUCCAAGAGAGGCGUGGCCGUGAAGGAGAGGGCGGAGGAGGAUGCGCGGUGUGCCUGAGCAGCAUCGAGGGGAGGGACGAGGUCAGGGAGCUGAGCAGCUGCUCGCACGCGUUCCACAGGGAGUGCUUGGAUCGAUGGGUGGACUACAAGCAGGUGACUUGUCCCGUCUGUCGGUCUCUGCUCUUGCCUUCAAAAUGGGAGAGAACAGUAAUUCCUCGUUUUCCCGGGGAUGAAGAUGAUGGAAUUUGA